Fundulus heteroclitus (mummichog) is the source of this 1472-nucleotide messenger RNA. RefSeq names its product leukocyte cysteine proteinase inhibitor 1. The coding region runs from base 343 to 660 and encodes 105 amino acids. Gene Ontology annotation, cellular component: cytosol. Gene Ontology annotation, molecular function: cysteine-type endopeptidase inhibitor activity. The transcript is spliced from 3 exons. The record is from RefSeq and is a predicted model, not a curated record. Lineage: Eukaryota; Metazoa; Chordata; Actinopteri; Cyprinodontiformes; Fundulidae.
GUGUGAUCUGGAAAGACAGGGGCAUCUGGAAAAACAGGUUUCCUUUGUGAAAUAGAAAGUGCAAAAGAAAAUUGAAGAGAUAGGAAGCCACUGACCGUCUCUCUCUGUUUUUUCCACUUCUUUCUUUAUGAAAUGUUUUUUUUUUCGUAUUUCAUUUUAAAUCUAUUGGAUGAUUCCUAAUUUGUAAACAUUUUCAUCCACUAAAUGGUAAGGGGUUCACUCAGCAAACUCCACCUAUUAUGUAGGAGUACAACACAAGUCUUUACCCAGAGAAACGAGCUGCAGUAAAAACACACUGGAAAACUUCCUUAUAUUAAGCAUUUUGAGUUGACAACAGCAGGGAUGGCGAGAAGGCUUGGAGUAUGGACAGAGGUAAAGGCUGCCACUGAAGAAACUCAGGACAUCUGUGAUAUGCUGAAGAGCCAAGCAGAGGCAAAGUGGACCAAACAGAGUUACCAAAUCUUUAAGGCCAUUGAAUACAGGGUCCAGCCAGUGGCAGGAACAAACUUUCUCAUCAAGGUUCAUGUGGGAGGAAAUGAAUACCUCCAUAUUUAUGCCUUCCAAAGCCCGCUGCAUGAGGGGCAGAUUAAAACCUUGCUAAAGAGGGUAGAAAAACACAAAGAAGGAGAUCCUCUGGAACCCAUCAAACCUUGGGACUGAUUGACUUUGUCCAAACAGCAGCCUUGUAGCAAAACUACACUGUAAUGUUAUCAUGAAAGAGUUAAAUACAAAUGAUGUUCAUUUACAAUCCUGCUGUAGGCAGUUUUUAAAAAUCUUAACAAUUGGGUAUAAGUAGUGCAGUCGAUGAAGUCAAAUAUGCAAAGAAUGAAUGAAUAACAUUGAUAGUGAUUAAAGAUUGUUUUCUUUAGUGAUGUUGCAUUAGCAGUGACAAAUGAAAAUGUGACGGUGCAAGUCUGAUUACUGUUUUCUGCAAAUAUAAUAUUAUGGGGGAUUAUUUUAUGUGAGUUAUACUUGUCUGCAGUGUGAUUUCCUGUGUGGAUGCAAUAAUAUUUGAAAAAUACGCUAAAGUCAAUUAAAUGUAACUGAAACUAUCCAUACAAGGCAAUUAGUUUUCAGGAAAUAUAUCAGGUAUAAACAUACAAAACAAAAGAAAAAGAAUAAAAUUAAAUAAAUGCCAAAAAGGAUAAUGGUUUCAACAGAAUAACAUGAUUUUAAUCCCAAAUGCUUGUUCUGGAGUCAAAGCUUUUUCAAAUGGUUUAUAUCAGAUUAAACUCAAUUCCCAAAAGCUGGUGAGGUUUAUUGUCUGAUUUUUUAGGUCCGCUGUCCCCCAACGAGCCAUUCUAUGCAAGUUUUUGAAGUCAUGGCUUGUUUUCAUGUGCACAGCUAGUGAAACUGUGAUAUGUACAUCAUCUUGUUAAAACCAAGUAUUUUUCAUCCUUUAUCACUGCAGACGCUGAAAGAGAGACUUUUCUGCUGAUUUAUGAACAUCUGAUGACUUGAAUUGACCAUUU